UAGGCGCGUUGGGCAAGCUGGCGGCGCUCGGGAGUGGAGACGUUGCUGUCGCUGUUAGUGACCCUGUGGCGCGUCUCUGUGGGACCGAAAACUUAAAGAUAGCCAGAAUGGCAGAAAAUGGUGAUAAUGAAAAAAUGGCUGCUCUGGAGGCCAAAAUCUGUCAUCAAAUCGAGUAUUAUUUUGGUGACUUCAAUUUGCCACGCGACAAAUUUUUAAAGGAACAGAUCAAACUGGAUGAAGGCUGGGUACCUUUGGAGAUAAUGAUAAAAUUUAAUAGGUUAAACCGUCUAACAACAGACUUUAAUGUAAUAGUAGAAGCAUUGAGCAAAUCAAAGGCGGAACUCAUGGAAAUAAGUGAAGAUAAAACUAAAAUUAGAAGAUCUCCAAGCAAACCCCUCCCUGAAGUGACUGAUGAGUAUAAAAAUGAUGUAAAAAACAGAUCUGUUUAUAUUAAAGGCUUCCCAAUUGAUGCAACCCUUGAUGACAUAAAAGAAUGGUUGGAAGAUAAAGGUCAGGUACUAAAUAUUCAGAUGAGAAGAACAUUGCACAAAGCAUUUAAGGGAUCAAUAUUUGCUGUAUUUGAUACCAUUGAAUCUGCUAAGAAGUUUGUCGAGACCCCUGGCCAGAAGUACAAAGACACAGACCUGCUAAUACUUUUCAAGGAAGAUUACUUUGCAAAAAAAAAUGAAGAAAGAAAGCAAAAUAAAAUCGAAGCUAAAUUACGAGCUAAACAAGAGCAAGAAGAAAAACAAAAGUUAGCAGAAAAUGCUGAAAUGAAAUCUCUAGAAGAAAAGAUUGGCUGCUUGCUGAAAUUCUCGGGGGACUUAGAUGAUCAGACGUGUAGAGAAGAUUUGCAUAUCCUUUUCUCAAAUCAUGGUGAAAUAAAAUGGAUAGACUUUGUCAGAGGAGCCAAAGAGGGAAUAAUUCUGUUUAAAGAAAAAGCUAAGGAAGCACUGGAUAAAGCAAAAGACGCAAAUAAUGGUAACCUACAAUUAAGGAACAAAGAGGUCACCUGGGAAGUACUAGAAGGAGAUGUGGAAAAAGAAGCAUUGAAAAAAAUAAUAGAAGAUCAACAAGAAUCCCUAAACAAAUGGAAGUCAAAAGGUCGCAGAUUUAAAGGAAAAGGAAAGGGAAAUAAAGCCGCCCAGAUUGGGUCUGCUAAAGGAAAAGUACAGUUUCAGGGCAAGAAAACUAAAUUUGAUAGAGAUGAUGAACAUGAUGAAAAUGGUGCAUCUAGACCAGUAAAAAGAGCAAGAGAAGAAACAGACAAAGAAGAACCUGCAUCAAAACAACAGAAAACAGAAAAUGGUGCCGGAGACCAGUAAUUUAGUAAACAUUUUUUAUUCAUUUUAAUUAGAUUUUAAGCUGCUUUUGUCUUUGGAGGCUUUUAAAAAGAAAACCGAAUUAGGUCCACUUCAAUGUCCACCUGUAAGAAAGGAAAAUUUUUUUGUUGUUUAACUUGUCUUUUUUUGUUGUUAUUGUUAUCAAAAUGAGUAUUUUUUUAUGUAUAGUUCUGUUUGUGUUCUUUCAGAUUAUUCAAAUAUCAAAAGAAACAUUCUUCCACUAAAUUGCCUUUGUAAUAUGAGACUGUAUUAGUACAAAGUAAUAAAAUGUA
Eubalaena glacialis (North Atlantic right whale) is the source of this 1615-nucleotide messenger RNA. RefSeq names its product lupus La protein homolog. Gene Ontology annotation, molecular function: RNA binding. Lineage: Eukaryota; Metazoa; Chordata; Mammalia; Artiodactyla; Balaenidae. Gene Ontology annotation, biological process: RNA processing; positive regulation of translation. Gene Ontology annotation, cellular component: cytosol; cytoplasmic stress granule; nucleus. The record is from RefSeq and is a predicted model, not a curated record. Bases 108 to 1325 code for a protein of 405 amino acids. The transcript has a single exon.